GGGACAGGCAGCUGGAAGAGAGUAAGCAACGGACAGGAAGUGUAUUCCCGGAACAGAGGGAACCUGCAUGGAUGUAAUAUGUCUGUAAAAAGGAAAGCGGAGAAUGCUAUCCCGGCCGAGGAGAGCGAUCAGUUAUUGAUUAGACCCCUUGGUGCUGGGCAAGAAGUUGGAAGAUCAUGCAUUAUCUUAGAAUUCAAGGGAAGAAAGAUUAUGCUGGACUGUGGAAUCCACCCUGGCCUGGAAGGAAUGGAUGCUUUGCCAUAUAUCGACUUGAUUGAUCCUGCAGAGAUUGAUUUGCUCCUAAUAAGCCAUUUCCAUCUGGAUCAUUGCGGUGCUCUACCAUGGUUUCUGCAGAAGACCAGCUUUAAGGGAAGGACUUUUAUGACACAUGCUACCAAGGCCAUUUACCGAUGGCUGCUUUCAGAUUAUGUCAAAGUCAGUAAUAUCUCAGCAGAUGAUAUGCUGUAUACAGAGACUGACCUGGAGGAAAGCAUGGACAAAAUAGAGACCAUCAACUUUCAUGAGGUGAAAGAGGUAGCAGGAAUCAAGUUCUGGUGUUACCACGCUGGCCAUGUCUUGGGGGCAGCCAUGUUCAUGAUUGAAAUAGCUGGUGUCAAGAUUCUUUAUACUGGCGACUUCUCGAGGCAGGAAGACAGACACCUGAUGGCAGCAGAGAUACCAAAUAUUAAGCCGGAUAUCCUUAUCAUUGAAUCUACAUAUGGUACCCACAUACACGAGAAACGGGAAGAGAGGGAAGCUCGUUUUUGUAACACUGUGCAUGAUAUCGUGAACCGUGGAGGGAGAGGACUCAUUCCGGUGUUUGCCCUUGGGCGAGCACAAGAACUUCUCUUGAUAUUAGAUGAAUAUUGGCAAAACCACCCAGAACUUCAUGACAUACCCAUAUACUAUGCCUCGUCCUUGGCCAAGAAGUGUAUGGCUGUGUAUCAGACCUACGUGAAUGCCAUGAAUGACAAAAUUCGCAAGCAGAUCAAUAUAAACAAUCCGUUUGUGUUCAAACACAUCAGCAACUUGAAGAGCAUGGAUCAUUUUGAUGACAUUGGUCCUAGUGUGGUAAUGGCUUCCCCUGGUAUGAUGCAGAGUGGACUUUCUAGAGAACUGUUUGAGAGCUGGUGCACAGACAAGAGGAAUGGUGUUAUUAUAGCUGGCUACUGUGUGGAAGGGACACUUGCCAAACAUAUCAUGUCAGAGCCUGAAGAGAUCACCACCAUGUCUGGUCAAAAGCUGCCAUUAAAGAUGUCUGUGGAUUACAUAUCAUUCUCCGCACAUACAGAUUACCAGCAGACCAGUGAGUUUAUCAGGGCCCUAAAGCCCCCUCAUGUGAUAUUGGUGCAUGGGGAGCAAAAUGAAAUGGCAAGGCUCAAGGCAGCUCUGAUAAGGGAGUAUGAAGACAAUGAAGAGGUUCACAUAGAAGUUCACAACCCCAGAAAUACAGAAGCUGUGACCCUGAACUUCAGAGGAGAGAAGUUAGCCAAGGUGAUGGGAUGUCUGGCAGACAAGAAACCAGAACAAGGACAGAGAAUUUCAGGAAUCCUUGUGAAACGGAACUUUAACUAUCAUAUUCUUUCACCGAGUGACCUCUCCAGUUAUACUGAUCUGGCCAUGAGCACAGUUACACAGACACAGGCUAUCCCAUAUACCGGCCCUUUUCACCUGUUAUCCUACCAGUUGCAGCAACUUACAGGAGAGGUGGAGGAGAUUGAUACAAAUGAAAAGGAUGCACUAAGGGUAUUCAAGGCAGUCACUGUGAUAAAGGAGCCAGGCAUGGUGCUUCUGGAGUGGGUGGCAAAUCCUUCAAAUGAUAUGUAUGCCGAUACCAUAACAACAGUGAUCUUAGAGCUACAAUCAAACCCAAAAAUACAAAAAGCUGUUAAAUCUCCCAAGGUUAGCAAAGAUAUUGACAUGGAUGCAUAUAGCAAGAGGCUGGAAAUUAUGCUACAGGACAUUUUUGGUGAAGAAUGUAUAAGCUGUAAAGAUGGCUCCAUGGUCACAGUGACAGUAGAUGGGAAAAGUGCGGUGCUUUCUUUGGAAUCACGGACUGUUGAAAGUGAGGAAGGUAUUGAUGAAGAUGAAACCCUGCGGGAGAUGGUACAAUUAGCUGCACAAAGGCUGUAUGAUGCGCUGGGGCCUGCAAACCUAUAGACCAGCUGUACUUCGUCCCUUAGUUAAAUUCAUUACACAUUUAUUUUCUUUGUGUAUGAAAAUGAAAGCCACUAAACAAAACUAGAGAAUAAUUUAUCUUUAAAAAGUGCCAUUUUGUUAUAAAUUUCCCAUUUUCUGAAUAUAUUUUUUUUGCACAUUACAUACGUUAUGUUUCAGGAACAGAACAAAUUGUGCAAAAAACCUAAAACGUUCCAUCAACCCCACAAAAAUGUGUUACACAAAAUAAUUCACAUUUUAUGCUGUAAAUAUUUUGUAUGAAUUAUUAUUGUUUUAUCUGUAUUCUGAUAAUGAACCAGACCUGAUUAAAAAUUACUAAAAUCAA
Messenger RNA from Bombina bombina (fire-bellied toad), 2503 nucleotides. RefSeq names its product cleavage and polyadenylation specific factor 3 (gene CPSF3). Lineage: Eukaryota; Metazoa; Chordata; Amphibia; Anura; Bombinatoridae. Bases 79 to 2160 code for a protein of 693 amino acids. The transcript has 18 exons. The record is from RefSeq and is a predicted model, not a curated record. Gene Ontology annotation, biological process: mRNA 3'-end processing by stem-loop binding and cleavage. Gene Ontology annotation, molecular function: RNA binding; RNA endonuclease activity; 5'-3' exonuclease activity. Gene Ontology annotation, cellular component: mRNA cleavage and polyadenylation specificity factor complex.